Molecule: messenger RNA, 1420 nt
Organism: Patiria miniata (bat star)
Lineage: Eukaryota; Metazoa; Echinodermata; Asteroidea; Valvatida; Asterinidae
Exons: 3
Coding region: 67-336 (89 amino acids)
Source: RefSeq, a predicted model, not a curated record
CGUCCUCGAUACUGAAUUCUCAUUCAGUAUUUUGGGCAUCAACCUUAUCGGAAGUUAAAAUACAAAAUGGCGAGCACGUCGAGAAAAACAGAAUUUGAAAAUCCAAGAAAAGCACUUUUUCGUUCCCCUACUGCUCUGGAGGGGAGCCAACAGGACCAACCAGAUUGGCCCCUGCUCAGCAGGCUUCAGGUUGAACAUGACACUGAAGUUUGCAUGAGGAAUGUGCAAAAAGAAUUACACCUGCAGCGCUUGGAAGACCUGAAGAAGAAAGUGGACUAUUUGGCCCAGACUGACUGGAAGUAUACACCAGCCCAGAAGCUGAUUGGUUUAGAGUGAGGUGAUCUUAUCACUCCAGCCAAUAGGAGGAGGUCACAGAAAAAAAUUGACUGGAAACAGUUGCUAAUGACUAUCUGCAAAGCUGAUUGGUUUAGAGGGAGCUCAUCUGAUGACUGCAGCCAAUAGGAGGAGGCGACAGAAGAAAAUGGCUGGAAAUGCAAACUAUCUGUGAAACUGAUUGGUUUAGAGUGAAGUUAUCUUGUCAGUCCAGCCAAUGGGAGGAGGUGAUAGAAAAUGACUGGAAAGGCAAAUUCUUGCAAAACUUAUUGGUCUAGGAUGGGGAUCUUUUAUGAAGGCAGCCAAUAAGGGAAGGUGAAACACAUUGUUGAUGGAAAGAUUUGCCAACCAAUAGUGAAAUGGUUGAGAAGUUCUAAAGAAAGCAGCCAGUAAGAGGAGGUGAAACAGAUCAUGAUGGGAAAGACUCAGAAGCAUGAAGGCUGAUUGGUCAAGAAUGUUAUCUUCUGAUGACGGCAGCCAAUCAGAUCAAUCGAAUAACAAUUAUGGAAUGCAUGUAUAUCAUUGGUGUGUAUGGCAAUUUAGCAUGUACUUGUAAUUGUAAGCAGCCAAUCAGAUCAAUCGAAUAACAACCAUGGAAUACAUGUAUAUCAUACAAGUUGGUGUGAUAUUCCUGAGUGAAUUUUACCGACUCGACCAGAACCAGAAUUGUAUGCAGCCUAUAAAAUCCCAGACCACAUAUGUUGAAGAGCGCCCUCUACUAAAAAGUAACUCUGAUCCAUUCACUUGUAUGUGAACACAUGGUGAACACUACGGUUCCCUUCAGCCAAGUUGGUGAUACCAUGGAGGAGGGGCGAUAUGGCAUGUUCUGGGAGACUGGGAAUGAAUCUGCAUUAUGUUACUGUUACCUUCCACGGUCCCUGUUACCAAAUCUCAAUGCUAAGUGCCCCGAAAUCCUGGACAAAAACUGCAUGAUCAAAAACCGAGAACUUCACAAAAUUAGAAAUUCAGGCUUGGGGAUUUAAUAUUCCUGCUUAACUUUCUGCUGAUGUAAGCGGACUACACAGUGAAAUACACAGGCUGACAAAAACACAUGUAAUGAUGUUGGAAAUAAAAGCGUGUGAAACAA